AUGUGCUUUUUAAGACGGCCGGGAGCGCCUGCGAGCUGGAUCUGGUGGAGGAUGCUGCGGCAGGUGCUUCGCAGAGGGCUCCAGUCAUUCUGCCACAGGCUGGGCUUGUGCGUGAGCCGGCACCCGGUCUUUUUCCUCACCGUGCCGGCAGUCCUGACCAUCACCUUCGGCCUCAGCGCGCUCAAUCGCUUCCAGACCGAGGGCGACCUGGAGCGCCUGGUUGCUCCCAGCCACAGCCUGGCCAAGAUCGAGCGCAGCCUAGCCAGCAGCCUUUUCCCCCUGGACCAGUCCAAAAGCCAGCUCUAUUCGGACUUACACACCCCUGGGAGGUAUGGCAGGGUGAUCCUCCUCUCCUCACCCGGGGACAAUAUUUUGCUCCAGGCUGAGGGGAUCCUGCAGACCCACCGAGCCGUGCUGGAAAUGAAGGUGAACCACAAGGGCUAUAAUUAUACUUUUUCCCAUCUAUGUGUAUUGAGAAAUCAGGAUAAGAAAUGCGUGCUGGAUGAUAUUAUUUCAGUGCUAGAGGAUCUCAGGCAGGCUGCCGUCUCCAAUAAGACAACAGCCAGGGUGCAAGUAAGGUAUCCCAACACUAAAUUAAAGGAUGGGAGGAACAGUUUUAUUGGACACCAGCUGGGCGGGGUAGUGGAAGUGCCAAACAGCAAAGACCAGCGGGUCAAGUCAGCCAGAGCCAUUCAAAUCACCUACUACCUCCAGACCUAUGGUUCUGCCACUCAAGACCUCAUAGGGGAGAAGUGGGAGAAUGAGUUCUGUAAGCUUAUGAGGAAGCUCCAGGAGGAGCACCAAGACCUCCAACUGUACUCUCUGGCAUCUUUUAGCCUCUGGAGAGACUUUCAUAAGACCAGCAUCCUGGCCAGAAGCAAGGUCCUGGUGAGCCUUGUGUUGAUCCUGACCACAGCCACCCUGUCCAGCUCCAUGAAGGACUGCUUGCGCAGUAAGCCCUUCCUGGGCCUCCUGGGGGUGCUCACGGUAUGCAUUUCCAUCGCCACUGCCGCCGGGAUCUUCUUCAUCACUGAUGGGAAGUACAACUCCACCCUGCUGGGAAUCCCUUUCUUCGCCAUGGGUCAUGGAACUAAAGGAGUAUUUGAGCUUCUGUCUGGAUGGCGGAGAACCAAAGAGAAUUUACCCUUCAAAGACAGGGUAGCAGACGCCUAUUCGGAUGUGAUGGUCACCUACACCAUGACCAGCUCCCUGUACUUCAUCACGUUUGGUAUGGGGGCCAGCCCCUUCACAAACAUAGAGGCAGUGAAGAUCUUCUGUCAGAAUAUGUGUGUCUCUAUUCUGUUGAACUACUUCUACAUUUUCUCUUUCUUUGGCUCUUGCUUGGUCUUUGCUGGACAACUAGAGCAAAAUCGAUACCACAGCAUCUUUUGCUGUAAGAUCCCUUCUGCAGAAUACUUGGACCGCAAACCUGUGUGGUUCCAGACAGUAAUGAGUGACGGGCACCAACAGACAUCCCAUCAUGAGACAAACCCUUACCAGCACCAUUUCAUUCAGCACUUCCUCCGAGAACAUUACAAUGAAUGGAUUACCAAUAUCUAUGUGAAGCCAUUUGUGGUCAUCCUAUAUCUCAUUUAUGCCUCCUUCUCCUUCAUGGGGUGCUUGCAGAUCAGUGACGGAGCUAGCAUCAUCAACCUACUAGCCAGCAACUCCCCAAGUGUUUCCUAUGCCAUGGUUCAGCAAAAAUAUUUCAGCAACUAUAGCCCCGUAAUAGGAUUCUAUGUCUAUGAACCCCUUGAGUACUGGAACAGCAGUGUCCAGGAGGAUCUGCAGAGGCUCUGUAGUGGGUUCACUGCAGUGUCCUGGGUGGAGCAGUACUAUCAGUUUCUGAAAGUCAGCAACAUCAGUGCCAAUAACAAGACUGACUUCAUCAGUGUCCUACAAAGCUCGUUUUUAAAAAAGCCAGAAUUCCAACAUUUUCGGAAUGAUAUCAUUUUCUCUAAGGCGGGGGAUGAAAACAACAUCAUUGCUUCUCGCUUGUAUCUGGUGGCCAGGACUAGCAGGGACAAGCAGAAAGAAGUCAUAGAAGUUCUGGACAAGUUGAGGCCCCUGUCUCUCUCAAAGAGCAUCCGGUUCAUUGUGUUUAACCCUUCCUUUGUUUUCACAGACCAUUACAGUUUGUCAGUCACUGUGCCUGUUCUGAUCGCAGGCUUUGGGGUUCUCCUGGUGUUAAUCUUGACUUUCAUCCUAGUGAUCCAUCCUCUGGGAAACUUCUGGCUCAUUCUUAGUGUCACCUCAAUUGAGCUGGGCGUCCUGGGCUUGAUGACCUUGUGGAAUGUCGACAUGGAUUGCAUUUCUAUCUUGUGCCUUAUCUACACUUUAAAUUUUGCCAUUGACCACUGUGCACCACUGCUUUACACGUUUGUAUUAGCAACCGAGCACACCAGAACACAAUGUAUAAAACGCUCCCUGCAAGAGCAUGGGACAGCCAUUUUGCAAAACAUUACUUCUUUUCUUAUUGGGUUGGUCCCCCUCCUAUUUGUGCCUUCAAACCUGACCUUCACACUGUUCAAAUGCUUGCUGCUGACCGGGGGUUGCACGCUUCUGCACUGUUUUGUUAUCUUACCUGUGUUUCUAACCUUUUUCCCUCCUUCCAAAAAGCACCACAAGAAAAAGAAACGUGCCAAACGAAAGGAGAGAGAGGAAAUCGAAUGCAUAGAAAUCCAAGAGAACCCUGAUCACGUCACCACAGUUUGAGGGUGGAGACUUUUCCUUUUCCAGUGUUGCACAACGAUACAGGGCAAGUCAAGCUCAGACCUCAGCUGCUUGGGCUGGCCAGGGGUAACAAGGCAAGUCAGAUCAAGAGUGUAUAUUAUUCAUGACAUGUCCAAGGGUCUGCUUCCUGUGGGGGAGGGGGGCGAGGGACUGAAAGGAGGGAAAGUUCUCUGCAACCUUAUUCUCCAGGAGAGACGAAUUUCCAGACACUGAAUCUUAGAGCUUUUCCAAGGAAUGGAUGGAUCAUAUGUUAAGACAGAAGGCUGAAAGAGCUAAGGAUUCAAAAGAAAUGCUUAGAAGAAAUGGAGAAGAGAGGUGGUGGUCUCCAGAUAGGGGGAAAGACAUAGGAAAUGUCUAAAUUUCCAUGUCACUUUUCAUGCUUGUUUUUAGAACAGUCAAAGGAAACCUAUGCACAUGGGAAGUACAUAUUUAAUCCUGUCUAAACCAAAGGACCACCCAAUCCAUUUUGUGUGUACAUAUAAGUAUAUAGACACUUACACUUGUCUCUAGUGUACAUUGGUGUUUGGGUGAAGGAAGGUGUCCAUUUGCAGCUAAGGCUGGCCUUUCUCUAGAAAGUCAAAUCAGCUUUAGCCAAAUAUAUAAGCUCACUAGGGGGAGAUGCAAAAUAUAUAAAUGGCCACUUAAAAUCAACUCAACUGUCUAGACAGCAAGAGUGUUUUCAACUGUGUGAUUAAAAAAAAUAAACAGAAAUUUGAAUCCAUUGAAUUCUACAUGUCAUGUUGUUGGUCAUUGAGAUUCUAACUUUGGGACGACUUUACAAAAACAUUAAAAGGUAUUUGAAUCAGUCAGCAUGUGGACAAACGUUUAAGACUUAAAAUAGUUGAGAUGGCUUAUCAUUAGCCUUUAACAUUUCUGCGUAUUUGGAAGGCCAGCAUGGCUGCUCUUGGAUAUCUCACCCACCUGCAAAUGAGCACUUUAAGCAUAUUGUCCUUGUAUACAUAUGUAAGGGUACACAGUAUAUGUGUGAGAGAGAAAGGAAGAAUGAGAUGACAUUCCACAGUUACACGUUCUUAUUUUAGAUGAUGAAAGUACACGGCUAUGGCAGAUAGCAAUUAACAGAGGAGAAAGAAAGUGCACGGGAAACUCAGAGAGUGAAAUGGGCCAAUGCUAUUCAUCAUCCCAGGAUCAAACAGUCCUUAGUCUAAGAAAAACUUGUCAACUCUAUAGACUCUAGUAUGUUCCUUGGAAUAAAUUUGGAGCAUUAACCCAGGCCAUGAUCACUAUGGCUGCAGCAUCAUUUUGUAGUUUCUUGCAGUUAUCAUUGUCUUGUUAACUAGAAAGUAAGCUCCUACAGCAAGCAUAGCUCUCUGCAGGGGCCAUACUAACCAUGUGUAAUUGCUGCUGGAUUCUUUAUAUUUAAAAAAAAAAUGUACUGAAGUAAUGUUUCCAUUGAGUUAGUGUUUAAAUCUGUACCCUAAGCAGGUACUCAGCCUGCUGGGUACUUACAUGGACUAAGGCUGUUGUUAUUCAUGUUGGAGAAAGUUACUAGAAAAUUCCUUUUCCCUGCCGUGUAGGGACCUAAAGAACAAUUUAUUUCCAGGUAGAAUAAAACAAAAGCUCAACGAUGAUGCAGUCUGCUAACAACUCUUCCUCCCAAAGAAAGCUGAUAUUUUUCCACCCACGUGGGUUGUAUAAUUUAACUGCAUUAAUAAUAAUACCCUUAAAAGGCAAACUAUUACUAGAACUCUUAGAAAAUCCCAUUCUUUUUACGGUGUUUGGAAAUGAUAUUGAUAGAUUCGUGAAGCAAGAGCCCUGCUUUGGUAAACCAUGCAGAUUUUAAAAUAGACAUUUGUUAAAUAAAAUUUCAGUUUAUGGAAUGGCAUUUGUUCUAUUCUACCUUAAGACCACUGUGUUUCAAUGUCUCCCUGACUGUGAGUGCAAUAACUAGAAUUAAGUAGGGAACAUAACUGCCUAUAGCCACAUUUGAUGUUUUCUCUGUAUCUGUAAAGUCAUGUCACAGUUAAGGCCAGCCUUUCAUCUCAUGAACUUCUGCACAAAGGAAAACUGGAUUUCAAACAGUUGACCUCCAGGCCAUGAUCUUAUAUUUGAAGUUGAAUUUUCUGAGCAGUCUUUGGAGUUGAAGAACAGAAUUCCUCUUUUGCAGUUCCUCAACAUUUAUGAAGAUUGCAAUCAUUUGCAUCUGCUUGUAAAGACGGCCACUGAGACACUGAGGAUUCCAUGUCACUCCAUUUCUGGCUGUAUUCAGUGAUACUCCAUUCUCCCACCUAUUUUGUAUUUAAUGUUAACUUAUUUGAGUUUUAUAAUUAUGAUAAAUCAUUUUAGAAGCAAAGACAAACAAACAAAAUGAUUGCCAAGCUAAUUGGCAAUCUUGCCAAUUGCCAGAUUUAUGGGAGUACAGCCACAUAUUCUGCCAAACCAAUAAUUUUAAUCUCUCCCAAUGCACUUGAAUGGAAAAAGACUUGUUCAUGUGUUAGAUAAUGUCUUUAAGGAUCAAAUGUGUAAUAUAAACAGGAAUUUCUCAUUGUCCAACUGGCUAGAGAGGUAGCAUUUUAGAAGAAAUGUUAUCUUCUCCAGAACACCGUGAUUUUCUCUAAGGAAUUGUAGCAAUAAUUAACUGAAAUGAAACUCCAUGUUCUGGAAGAGUAAUAGAAUACCCAAAAUGCCUUGACUUGGUCUUAGGAAGUAAUUUGAGCCCAGAAAAAUCUCACCAAGCAUCAUCCAAACCUUCCAAUCUCACUGUGAAGCAGAUAUUUCCAAAAAUUCCUUUACUGUAUAUCAAGAUGCACCCUAAAAUAUGAGAUUAUGAUUUGGAGGUAACCCUCCAUUCUCAACCAUUUCUGGUAGCUUGUAUACUCCCCUCUCUAGUUUUUAAAGUUUAUGCUCAUUUUGUCCAUUUGUGAAAUAUUGAUGGCAUUCAAGUUAGGAAUUUAACUACUAUCAAACAGUGGACCAUUCAAACACUAGAAGUAAUCAGUGAAAAAUCUUUUAGAUUUGUGGAAUAUUUUACUUUACUGCAGUGCAAUUUUUCCUUAAAAUGAGAGAUUUUAAAAACUUGUGAACCCCACAGCUUUUCUUGUUUAAAUUGGACUGUGUCCCCAUCAGAAUGUAGUUUAUGUUCUACUCUCCUCAAAGAGGAACUCACCUAAAUUAUCAGACAAGAUUUAUCUAAAUGUUCCAUGGGUUAACCUAUAUCAUGUGUAAGUCUGUUGAAAGAAUGUGUACUUAUGCAUUGCCCCGUGCGUUCUUGCGGUGAUCACAAACCUCUUUGAAGGCCGUGCAUGGAUAGUCUAUGAUAGAGCUUGUCUUUCUCCCAAUUGACUUCCAUUUAAUUUCCACAGAAAUAAAUUCACGUUUUAUCUUAUGUUGUGAAAGGAAAAAUUGUGACACACAAAGCUCCUAUGAUGCUAUAAUAGCCAUUCUUGUACGUUGAACUUGAGUGUAAGAGCUACGUCCAUUCUGUAAUUAUUCAUUGCACUUUACCAUAACAAGCCAAUCCUUCAAGACUAGAGCUGGGGAUUAACUAUCGCCAUUCAGAAUGUGUGUGUAUUUUUAUACAUUGACUGUAAAUAUUGUCGUUACAGUCAGAUAUUUUUAUAACCAAAUAGUUAUAAAUGCAUGGCACAAUGCAUGCAUGAUUACUAAUAGUAUGUAGAUUAUUAAAGAUACUAUUUUUAAGAUUAUUACACAUUUUAUUAAAAUUUUCAUAUCCCCUAUUGUAAAUGUCUCAUAGGGUUUUGGUCACAAAGGCCUAAAGUCCACAGAAAACUUCAUACUAAGGGAAGCAAUCAGAAAAUUGCCUUCUCAUAGUGUCAACAGCGGCUGCCUGCAGUAAGAUGGGCACUGGUUCUGGUCUCUUGGGUAAAGGAUCAGGCAGAGUCUGCAUUAGCUAGUAAUUAAACAUACUUACAUGCUAUGGGUUUGCGAAGGUCAGAGUCAACCAGAAGCUAUCACACCUUAAGAAUGGACUUGUGAUGUUGUCUCCUGGGACUGGAGAAUUCUGUGAGUUACUCUUCCCAGAGGGAAGUCUAUGUUCAACCAGUUUUGUUGCUGUUUUGCACAGUGUUCUGAUAAUUCUUUCAAAGGUGGCCCUGAAAGUUUUCACUUAUUUCAAGGGAAUUUCAAGAUCACUUUCAUUCUCUUAAAAAAAAAAAAAAGACAAAAUUCUUGCUCUUCCUGUUACAAAACAAAAUCAAAAAAACAAAUAAAAACAGUAACAAACAGUUAUGACAAACUUUUACGGCAUCAAAUCAAAACAUCUACAGCUCAGUUAGUAUGCCCUUGAAAUCUCCCCAUCUCAAAUGUAAACAGAACUCUGCAUCAUCUCUGUAGCAGGCACUUACGCCAGCCUUAUUCCGCAAUGAUCUGCAGAUACACUGCACAUGAAAUAAUUACAUUUUCUUUUGUAGCUUUUCUUUAGAAAUGACUUCAGUGACGGUGACAAAAAUUAAAGGCAUUUUCAUGACAUUCAGCACACAGGUGCUGCAUGUGAACGUAGUCAUACUUCCAUUUCUGUAUCCAAUGACCAAUGUUCAUCUGUGUCGUGUUGUAGACAGGAGAGCAAGAGGUAGUGCUCUGUGUUCCAAAUGUUUUGAAAUUCAGGUCGAUGACAUUUGGAUGAAAUUGGAAGGUACUGAAAGACAGACAAGGCUACCUCUAAGAAAUCGAGAGAGGGAGGGGGUGUAGUAGGACAUCACUGAAGUCCUUACAUACUAGACUUUAUAGGUUAGAAAAAAGCACAGAGGAUCAGAUGGUGCCUCAAAACUAGAGCUUCUUAACUGCUAGCAAACCUAGCUAUGUGCAACUACUUCCCACUUGAAGAUCGUGCUCUUGUCUGGAGGAUUCAGACACUGAGCCUGAUUCUAGAUUUCUAAGCAUGACCAGGUAUGUAGACCCUUUUGUGAAUGAGAGCAAAGCUGAAGGACUCUGGAGAGAGACUUCAAAUUUAACACCCAGGAAAGUAUUCAUUUUCCAGAUGCUGUAAUACAUAUAGUGAUUUUGGCCAUUUUUAUGUAUUUAAUGAGGGCCUCUUCUAUAUUGUUGAUAAAGAAGUCAUUUGCUUUUCUUGUGAAAUGGCAAACAAUUCAAAGAAAGACUAUAUGGAACCAGUAUUGCAGAGUAUGCGGCUAAUGUAUUGACCACAUCUUAGCUCUUCUGCACCCUUAGGUUGUCAAGAUAAUAGGAGCUUAGGCUACACAGGGAGCCAUUGCCAGAUAGGUAUUUUUAAUUCAACAAAAUAUUUACAAAUAACAUCAUUGAUAAUUUUGCACUUUUAUAAACUAUUGGAAUCCAGUCCCUACUAUUUCACCCAGCUGAAUUUUCCCUAAGAAAGCUGGCAUAGGUCAAACUACUUUUGAAAAUUCUAAAAAUCGAAAGGAAAGUUGAGAACAUGAAAGUAGGAAUGAUUCACAAGCUCUUGGUAAUUCUUGCUCCAUUUCUUGGGUUCCUGUUCAUCCAAGCUGGAGCUGGUAUUAGUCAUUCGUAAUUGUGUUCCACUUUACUGUGUGGCUCAUGGCAUGCCUGAUAUGGUUUCCUUCCCCCUUUGUUUUUACAGUUACUAAAGCGACUCCAUUAUCUCCAGGGCUCUCUCAAAUGAGUGGAAAAAUAAGAGUUUUAAUUUUUUGGAAGAUUUCAUUGAAGAGUUUCCUGGAAAGUAUUAGGAGUGACCACCAUGGGUAAAAGAUAAGUGGAGCUUAUUACAAAUGUGUCACUUUCCAGUCCUGAAUAGAUUUAGUCUGGAUUCUUGGUAAAGAUUUUCCACAGCACACUGUGAGAAGCAUUACAUUAACUAAAUGUGAGAAGGGAAUAGAGUCUCCCACUGGAAAUUGAAAUCACUUCCACCAUCAGAGCUGGUAGAUUGCAAGUACUAACAGCCAUAGUGAGAGACCUUGAAAAAGAAAAGAAGAAGCUUCUGUGGUCUUACAAGUCUGGUACAAUCUAAAACAUCUAUGUCUAUAUAGAUUCAGGAUAUCCAAGCAUCUCCUCUCCUCUGACAUAAAAGUCCAUUACUGAAAUAUCCGACCUUCUGCUCACCAGUGUGAAUAUUGCAAGGUAUCUGCAGAGCUUAUGCAGCAAGCUUAUCUUAUGUUCCCAUUAAUUAUGCAUCUCCUUUCAGCAAUGGACUUCCUUGCUCUUAAGUAGGAAAUCUGUCACUGUUUGAAAAGGGCAGAGAUCUCACUAAGCUACCUCACAGGGAUACUUAAAGAUAAAAUGGCGUACAGCCUUUGACUAAAUGGUAAUAUAAUACAUUUAUUGCCCUUUCACUUUGUAAACUUGUACCAAGCUAGCUGCAAAAUGAACACCCAUGUGUGCAGCUUCACCUGUUCCUACAAUUUGCUGUAUGCAUUCACCAAUAUGACAUCACUUGGGGAAGCUGUUCAGUUAUCUCUUCACGGACAUCCCAGAGAAUGAAAAUUAAUUCAGAAAGAGUAUUACUUUAGAAAGAGCAUUGCCUAGGAUUAACUUUGAGACAGCAGCCUGUCAGCAAGAUGCGUCACCAAAUGCUCUGUGACUAACUUCAAAGAGCAGCCCAUGUGCUCUUCCUUUCAAUGGACAGGAAAAAUCAAUCCGUGUCUUUAAUAAUGUUAAGCAAAUAUGAAACAAUAAAGAUACAUUUACAUCCUAAGGGUUUUUCCCCCAGUAGGAAACUACUGUUUUUACCCAUCAGUUAGGAUUCUGAAACACUGGCUGAUGAAAUCAGUGAGGAGAAAAUUUCUAGGAAGGACCACCUCACCCUCAGACUUAAAAAAAAAAAAAAAAAAAAAAAAAAAAAACAGGCGUGAAAGUAGAAACUGAGUGUUUUAUUUCUUUUCCUUUCCCAAAAGGUUCCCAAUCCUGGCUCAGUAAGAUGCUAGUCUCUACAAAAAAUGAAGAAGAAUGAAAACACACAUGGAAUUGUAAGGCUCCAGCAUCUUACCAAUACAAGCCACAUAGUAAAAUACCACUGCCAGUCAGCUUUGGCCAUGAGAAUGGAUUUUUAAUAUUAUAUUCUUUUUACAUAUAGGUUAUCUGCAUUCUUUUUGUAAAAAAAUAAAAAGCCUUAUAUAUCACUCCCAAGUUCCAACGAAUGGAUUAAAGACACCUGUUCCAGAGUUCUGCACACAGGGCUCCACCCCUAAAGCUACCUUAUUUACAGAAACUUGAAGGAAACAAAUUUAAUACCAAAAAAGUGUGACUUAAUUUGUAGUUCAGUGUCAAUAUCUUCUCCAAAAAUAGUGGACUGCUCAAAUACACAUCUUAGAUCUUACUAAGAUGACUUUAAAAUGUCAUUCCAGUGUUUUCAAUUUGCCCAAAUUGUGUCAAUGGUCAAGAUUUAUAUGUAUUUCCAUUCUAGGCAAGCAAAAUAAAGUAAUUUUAAAGUGAGUUUUUUGUAACUGUCAUAGGAAUAAAUAAAUGAGAUUCUCUCUGUAUUUUCAUGUGUAAAUGUACAUUCAAUAGCUGAAUGAAUCUCACACCUCGAUGAACAGAAACUGUAUUCUAAAUAUUCAUUUCAUUAUUAUUUUCAAAUUUUGGAUGUCUUGACUUCACAGUGUACAUAGCAUAAGCCGUGCAUUUUAAAUGCUUCGCUAUAUAUAGACAUAUGUAUGGUUUUAUUUUUGCUGUUUUGUUUUGUGAUGCUGGGUCUUGUUGUGUAAACCUGAUUGGCCUUGGACUCAGAGAUCCCCUACCUCUGUCUCCAGAGUACUGGGAUUAAAAACAUGGGCUACUACACCCAGGCAGGGGUUUAAUCCCUAUUGGAGAUUUGUUUUCUUUGUUGUUUUUGCUUGCUUGUUAAAUAAUUUGAGAUGGGGUCUUUCUAUGCAGCCCCAGCUGACCUGGAUCUCAGUGUGUAUCCUAGUCCUGACCCAGAACUCAUAAUCCCCAUGCCUCCCCCUCUCGCCAACCUCCCAGAUGCUAGGAUUACAGAUGUGCACCAUCACUCUUGGAUUCUUUCAUUCUCUGAAUUUUUAAGAAUAUUUUUCUUGGGCUUGGAAAGAUGAUUUAGCAGUUAAGAGCACUGAUCGCUUUUCCAAAGGACGAGGGUUCAAUUUCCAGCACCCACAUGGCAGUUCAUAACUGUCUGUAAUUCUAGUUCCACGGGAUCUGACACCCUCACAGAAACAUACAUGCAGGCAAAAUACCAAUACAUGUAAAAUUAAAAUAAAAAGAAAAAGACAUAAUAUUAUUUAUUACAAAUUAUACUAUAAUGUACAUCAGCCAGCCCUACAUAGAUAAGAUAAUUCACUAACCAAAGCAAAUUAACAUGUCUUGGCAGUCUUAUAAGACAUUUUCAUGAAACCCUAAGUCCAUAAAUAUCUCUACAAUAUGUAAAGUAGGAAUCUAUUACCAAAAAUAGCCUCAAUUAUUGUACUAAUUUAAAAUCUGAAGUAAUGUGUAGUUGCCACAAAUAAAUUCUGCCCAAAAUUUAUUACAUUAUCUGAGCCAAUUCUCUCUGAAAUUUACUGCAUCAUAGUGAAUUCCUACCAUGACAAAAGGUCUAAAAAAAAAGCUUUAAUUCAUCAUUUUUCUCACCACUCGAGAAAACCAACAAUAACUAAGACAGCGACCCCCUAGGCAGCAUGCAGGCUUAGAAAAGGAGACCUAUUACACUCCAGAGCACACAGCUCCACAUCUGGAUGAAAUUAAAGGCCUUCAGCAAUCGCUCCCAAGUCCAUCAAAUCAAGAAUUGUGAGGAAUACAUAGUUAGCCCACAUGCAUGAGAAUCAAGUGCACCAAUCACAAAGUCAUAUUGAAACAAAUUAAGAGCACACAGCCCACAUCAAAGGGUAUCGCUGUAGCCUUUGUCCUCAAUAACAGCAUUUUCAGAAUUAGAGCCAUGUGCUUUGGAAUGUCUCAUUUUGGGCAACUUCUCACAGUUUUUUAAAAACAAAGAUGCUCUUGCUACUCUGAGGGAAACGUUUUUUAAUUUAUUCAUUAGCUGUUUCCCAUCUGGGAUUUAAUAUUUUAAUUUGUAAUUAACUUUCUUUUCCUCUUUGGGUAAAAUUAUUUUUCUGUGUAACAACUAAAAUGCUUUUCCUUUGGUUAAGAAUAAGCAUGACUUGCAUGAAGUGAAGUCAGAAUUUAGCAAAAUAUAAGAUAGAUAUGUGAGCAUGCUUGCAAGCACACAAUUCAGAGAAAGUUUGCUCAUUGAUACUUUAUGUGCAUCAGGCAAAAAUUCCCCUCAUGGUUUAGUCUUAGAAGCUGCCACAACAUGAGGUAUUCCUCUUAGAGAACAUUCAGUAAUUAUAUAUUCAAUGAUAAAGGUUUUUUUUAAAAGAAUCCUGAAGCUUCUCACUUGUGAUCUAUGUGAAAAGUGAAUUUUUUUUAGCCAAAUCAACCUGUGAAGAACUAUACCUAGAAUAUAUUUUUAUUUCUUGUUUUCUUGGAAUAUUCUCUCUUAUAUCCAGUUAUACAUAAAUGAAGAACAAUUUUAUGUUGGUUCACAUAGCCAUUGCUGAGAAGCUGAAAUGCUGCCCUCGAGAACUUUACCCAGUGUGAUAGUUAAAUAUAAUUUUUAAAAAUCAUAUCAGUACAAAAAUUAAAACAAAUGGAAAAGUUUUUAAAUAUGUGAAAAGAAAGAUUUGGUUUGGUGUCUUCUUGUUAGUUUAUUUUGGCAUUUUGGGGGGAAAAAAGAUUGAAAGAGAUCAGAAAAUUUUUGUCAUAUCUAAAUCUCUAGGAGGUUUCAAGCUGUUCUUUACUCCUCAUGGCCUAGAUUUUAUUUAUGUCCUCUCUCAAUGGCUUGGAUCUUGUUCAUUUACUCAGCAAUUAUUAGGGGUACCUGCACUGACAUCUUAAAAAAGAAUUCAGAAGAAUACCAAGGUUAGCUCUCCCAACAGGGUGGCUAGAGGAAAUUCCUUUAUGUGAUAUUUAAGGAAACUGGAGAGGGAACCAUGAACGUCUACACUAAGAGUCUAAAUGUGGAACAAGAAGAGGGAGAAAAGGUGUUGGGGGUGAGGACUGGACACAUGGUCCAGGCUAAGGCUCUGGCACCGCCUCACAGAGUGGGUACAGGUGCAACAGAAUAUAUUGUGAGGAUGCUGUAAAUGCUUACCAGGACCUAAGGGGGUUAUUUGCAAUGAGAAGUGCAUUCAUGAAGAAAAAACUCUUUUCUAAAAAACAUUUCCAGGCUUAAAGUUAUGUUCUUACACAAGUUAAACACAAUAGUCUUCAUUUCUUUACUUCUGUAGCUAUUAUUAAAGUCAGGUACUCAAACCUCAGCAACUUCACAUAAGAUUUUUGUUACUUAGUAUGCAGUGGUGCCAAGAGCCAGUUUCUGGCAAGGGCUUGUGCAUAUGCCAGCCGCUACAUGGUCAUAUCAUAUGCAUCAUGUGGCCCUCCAAGGGCAGCCCAGAAAUAUGGACCUGGAUAAACUGGGUCCCAAAGCCUCCAGGAAAGGCAACUCAAGCAUUCCACUCAAGUUAAUCAUACAACAGAGUCCGGAUUACUAUCCUACUCUACAGAUUGUUUCAAGGAAGAGUCCAUUGUAACCGGCACUGCUUCUGGGGCCCAAUGCCUCAUCUUUUCAAGUGUGCCUGUGUAACAGUUGUCUGUACAGAGAAGUCCAGAUACAAAUGACAUGAGAAAUAACCACACAGCUUACCCCUCCACCUGCUCAUCCUCUUCUACAUGUAAAAUUUAAGACAGCGAGUUGGUUAAAAUGCUCCACAUCAUAUUUAUAAUUUUAUUACAUUUGUUUGUUUGUUUGUUUUGUAUGUAGGAGCACACUCAUGUCACCCCAUACAUGUGGAGGUGAGAGGACAAUUUUCAGGAGUAGGUUCUCUCCCUUCAUCCUGUGCAUCCCGAGAACUGAACUCAGGUCACCAGGCUUGGUUGUAAGCACCUUUAUCAUCUGAGUCAUCUCACCAGCCCUCAAUCACUUUUGUAAAAUCACUUGCAUAUGAUUCACUUUUACUUUUUCUUAAAAUCAUGGUGAAAAAUAAUAUAUGCGCAUAAUUUCUAAGUCUAGAAAUAACUCAUUUGAAUAUUAACAACUUCAUUUUAUAUGGUCGAAGUAUUAGUCAUAAUAAUUGGUAUUCCAAAUAAAACAGCAACCCCAAUUAUUUUUUUUGUUGCUGUAAUAAAGGAAGUUAUGAGGAGGACAUUUUAACCUUUGAAUCUGAAAUAAGAAUUUGCCAGUGGUGUCAGUUCGAGUUAUAGAUAAGGUAUAGGGAGGCUAUCUUUCAGAAUGUUUGAAAAGGUCCUUUGCUCAUAGAAUUGGGGUAGACACUAAAACCACCAACCAAGUGGUCAGAGGAGAUGGAUGUCAGCAAAGCCACUCCAAGGGAUUAUUUGAAUAAUGCCUGAAUUUAACCAGUCAGUGAUUUGCAAAGUCUUCUGGUCAUCAGUAUGACCCAGAGAAAUCUUUCAAAGUCCUGAGUGCCCUGACUGUCUAUCAGCCAAGGAAGUCAGUAAUUUGUAAGUCCCCUAGUAAUCCCUUAUGCAGCUGAAUUUCAAAAACUAGUAGCUAGACCACAGGCCAAACAUGCCAACCCAAUAAACACUUACAAAGUGAUUACACUAAGCAGAGAAAUAUUGUUAAGGUCCCAAACAAGGAAUGAUGGUACUGUAUCUGUGAACCACCAUUUAGGGUGCUGAGGCAGGAUGAUGGCAAAUUUCUCAAAAUCAUUCUUGAUAACAUAGCCAGACCCUGUUAUAAAAAAAAAUUAACACAGCAAAAUAAUAGGGGAGGGGUAUCCAUUAUUAUAAGUCAGAAAUUUAAAUCCCAAAGGGCAUAUCCAAAGGUAAAGAGCUAAUUCUAGCAGGGGCAAAUCCAGAGACAGUACAUUAUUUUUACCAUUAAAACCGGGAAACUUACAGACUGGGUAUCCCAUGUGGCAGGAAGCCAACAAAGUCAUGGGAGCCAAGGGCAAGCAGUGUCCCUGGAUCUACAAACACAGCCUAGCUUCAGUGUUGAUCAGAAGAAGAGUGGGAAGUUGGGUAUGAGAACCCAUGAACAUGGGACCAAAGAUUUUAUAUUUAAUUCUGUGGACUCGAGAAUUCCUUAUCAAAAUUAUUAUUACCAGAGCCAAGACAUACUGAUAUUAUUCUUUGAUGAUAUCAAUUUAGACUGACUGGGUGAUAAAAGACCUGGACCUAAGGACAUAAGUUAGCAGAAUAUUGUGUCACAGUGGAAAAAUGUAAACUUAUUGGCCAGAAAUAAGGAUGUGAUAGCAAGGAACUGAAGGAGAAAAAUGAAUGCAAUACUGUGAGGGAAAAGCUUCCACCCACAAUAUAACAUAGACAUCAAAGGUUUAUUUCUGUUGUCCAAAGCACCAGAACAUGGUGUCACACAAUUAAAAAUUAGCCUCUGUACUAUUUCGAAUUAAUAAAGUACCUUCAAAAGUCUGUUCAAAUCUGUGGUUUUGGUAGGGUACUACUAUAGGAGCCAAUCAUUCAUAUUUUGCAUAAUAUCCUCACUGUAAUAUUCUAAUUUUAUUUUAAUAAUCAUAUUUCUGUGAUUUGAGCAUGCAAGUACCAUGUUUUUAUUUACAGAGCUCUUAAAACAAAAUAUCAGCCUAAAAAAACAAAAACAAAAAAAUCAGGAAAUCAUUUAUCUACAUAGUGGUUGAUCUGAUCCUCUAACAUAUUUACACCAGGGGAAAAUGGUUUACGUUAUCAAAAUUCUUUAACUACAAUAAAUAAAAGAUGAGUCAAAAGAGGAAGAAGGGAAAUAUUAGAAAAAUAAGUAAGUAUAUCUGAUCUUUUAUAAGAAUGAUAGACACUCAGGAACAUGAUAUAUUCUUAUAUGCAUGUCUUGUAGCUAAGAAAUCUGUACCAUCUAGAUUUGUCUGCAAUGUUUACAAUUGUAACAAUUAUGUUAACUUGAUAAGCAAAUGAUUCUUAAAAUGUUGUGUUUCAGGGAGGUUAGCAUUGCAGGCUUAGAUAUAAGAUCAUUGGCUCUCCUGUGACCUGAGAUUUGGUCAUGAAUCACCUCCUGUGGAAGAUUUGUGUAAAGUAUAUGUCUUAUUCCACCAUGUAGAUAUUGUUUGUAACCAUUAGCACUGAUUAAUGCUAGACACGUGUAUAUAUAAAGUUGUUUUCACAACAUAUCCCUACACAAAGCAGUUGCAUAAUUCAAUGGAUGCCUCUAUUUACUGCAACUCUUUUCCUGUCGAUACCAGAAAUGUCAAACAGUCUUCCUUUAUAAGUACAUGCUUUUCAACACAGCACUUCAUCAUCCGGGGUCAUUCAGACACUCCUUGCACGCUCCUCAGAGAGCAAGUGGAUAGAUGAGGACAGUGUGUGUAGGUGGCAGCUUAAGAACAUAAACGCUUUGAGAUUUACUGGCACCUUGCCACACAGUGUGGUGGCUGCAGGUUGGUCAUCCGCCUACCUUUGUGCUGUACCCCUUGAGUCAUAGCUUUCACCAGGUUGCCAAAAUUACAUAAUUGUCCAUUCACUCAAUUACUCACCAAGCCUUGGACUCCAUGAAAAAUGUUAAAUACCACUCAUGUGCCAGGGUCUGAGAGUGAAUGCAGAGAGGAGAAGAGCACAGAUGCCCAGCAAGGAUUGUAGAGUGGUGAGCUAUUAGGCGAAGUAACUGUCCACAGCUAGCAGAAAGAAAGUGAUGCCGGUGACGCACGAGCUCGAGCAUGUGCCAUGCCGCCUGGCUAACUGCUCGGACCUAAAUGCUUGACCUCACCAUCAGCUCUCCAAUGCAGGAAGUCUGGGAUAAGGCCUGAAUUUUUUUCAUGUCUAACAAGCUCCCAGUGGAUGCUGAGGUGACUGGCCUGUGGAACCUACAUUCACUUUUAUGUCAUAGAUAUAGACGUUUGAAAAGAACAGGAGUUUAACAAGGCAUGUUGGUGAUAAAUCUAAAAGACCACACGGCCUAAGUGCUCCAUGGAUGACAUUCCAGGCUGCAGAAAGGAGCCCCCAUCACUUGAGACAGUACUUGCCACAUCAAACUGAUGAUGAGAUUCAUCUGGGAAGCUGUUACUAUCUCUGGGUAUAAAUCUAAGGAAUCUGUGUUUGUAACAAAUCUGGCAAGAAGUCUUCUCCUAUUAGGAAUAAAACUUACAUACUUUGAACUAAGGCCUAUAGCAUGAAAGAUGAUCAUUUCUACAGAAGUUCUGGUAUAAAGGGUUUAACUGGAAUGUGUAAGGUGUCCAAUAAUACACAGGACCUGACUUAAACCUAAAAUAGGACAACAAUGGAUACUCUCGAUACAGCAGAUCCCAUGCAAUGCUCUCCAUUGCUUAUAAGAAAUGCAUACCUAGCAAUGUAUCUGCUCUUUUAAUUUGCUGAAUCUGACAACUCUAAGGCCAUGGUGUUUGUCAAAUGGCCAGGAGGACACCAGAAAGAAUAAAGAAGAAAGAACACUAUUAGGCUUAAUAGACCAAGUGUUAUCUUCACAUGGUAUGGAAGAGACUGAACGCACAGUAGCUUCAGUGUAAAGGUCUUUUGAUUGCAUAAAUCUUCCCAAGGUGCUGAAGUAUCCAGAGCAAUGUUAUACGAAGUUUGCAAAGGUCAAACAUUAUUGUAUCAUUUUUUAAUACAAAGAAACCACCUCUCAAUUCAGUCCAGCUGACAGCCAAUGCUAACCAUCAUAGACUCCAAGUACACACUCCAGGCUUAAAUCAUGCAAUAAAUCCCAGAGCAUUUGAAAAUCUUUCUGCCCCUGCUUCAUCAAGAACUGCUACCAGAAACUUAAAUGUCAUUAAUGCUGGCAAAGGGUAGCUUCCCCAGAAGCACUCUGGCACCACACCAGAAACAUUCCAUUUCUCAAAUACAUUUGACCAUGGAGCAUCUUAACACUACUGCCCAUGCAUUUGGCAGACACUGAGUCAUGCCUUGUUAGAAAAGCGUGUCCUUGUUGCCAGAGUAUUGAUAUGAAAAGUGUGUCCUUGUUGCCAGAGUAUUGACAUGCCUUGUUAGAAAAGCAUGUCCUUGUUGCCAGAGUAUUGAUAGGUAUAUAUUAGAAAGCUGGAAAAGAAGGUAUUCUCAGGUCAGGGUGAAAACCAGUUAUUUCCUAAAGAACACUGAUGCUUUGUAGAUAACCACUUGCAGAAUAGACUGCUUAAGGGGAAACAACUCAUUGGCUUGAGUAAUUGGAGAGUCUGGACCUCAACAAAGACAACUCAAAUCUGACUUCCCCUUUCAUUCCAAUAGAAGUUCAGGAUGAGGAAAGUAACUAAAUAGAAAUCAUGUUGGACCAGACCAAAAGGGAUGUGAACAAAAGAUUACCAAGUAACCAACUAUAUGAAUGGAUAUUUUCAUAUUUCUGAAAAGUGUUAUAGUUUCAUAAAAAUACGGUUGGGAAAUCUUUGUUUUAACACACUUGGAGCAAGUUAUUCCUUUGAGAACUUUAACAAAUAGAAAAAGAGAAUUGCCUACAAGAGAGAAUUGUGUGUGUUGAAGAUGGUUGUGACCAGUAAAUGAAUACUUUAUUUAAACCUUCUAACAAAAGUGAUGUUUUAGUUCUUAGGUCACCAAAGGUCAAUGUGGACAUACCAAAACAAGAAAGAAUUGUAAAUUUUGUAUCAGGUGAUAUCAGAGCUCCCCUGCAAAUGUUCCAGGUAGUAUUCUGUUCAUUUGCUAUUGAAGCAUUAUAACUAAAUACAGCUCUUGGUUGUUUUUAACACUGGGAGGUCACAACCAAAGUUUAAGAAACAGAAAAACUAUUAAUUGGAAGAAACUGUUCAUCAGUUGGAAAUGAAGGAAAUCACCUAAGAUGAGGGAAUAGAAAAUGAAACAGGCUCCUGGAUCAUUCACUGGAUCAUUCAUCCAAAAAAAUGUUUGUUAAGUAUCUGGAAUGUGCCACAGUAUCCCAAAUUCUGUGUGGUAGGCAAAACAAUAUUCAAAUAGUUCAGAGGGGUAAAUUAGAUCUUAGCAGAAGAUCUAUUUGCUUUAACUAAAUGAAACAUUUUCCAAAACCAUCAUAUACCUGCUUUUAACCUAACCUAAAACCCACACAAACUUCCCAGUUAAUAUUUGUUUGCCAUAGUAAAUAGAAAUUACUAGUUUUUUUCUGUUUGUUGGAAGCAAGUAUCAACAAGGGCCAGAGGUAUUUGAGCAAGAUGUUGAGGUUAAAGGCAAGGAUACCCUACCAACUAAUUAGUGUAUUAACAAUGCAAAAAUGAUAAGUCACAAAUCCACGUGUUUGAAAUUAAUAUGCUUAGAUAUAUCAGUUAAUAUGAAUACAAAAAGUUUCUAAAAAUUGCAACUUAUCUCAAAAGAAGAAAUACUAGCAAAUAGAAUAGUCCAGAAAGAAUUGAGACCCAAAUAAGGAGAUUGGCAGAUAAUGCUAUUGUGUGAUAGCAACCUUGCAAAGAAUGUGAAAUGAAGUCCUCUUCUCAUCUGUUGCCAUUUCUGCUUAGCAUGGCAAUAACCAAGGGAUGGUGGCUUAAAGAAACAAAACAAUGUAACUAACCUGGGAAAAUAGAACUUGUAGAGGAAUGGAGAAAAUAAUCUCCUGGCUUUUUAACCUGGUGUUUGUCUAUUUGGCAUUUACUACUGGAGGGAUUAUGAGAUAGAUCUCUGUAGACAGUGGCUGAUGGGUGUCCACAGAGGUGAGGAGUGUAGAGGCACCAAGUGACAGGCUUUCUUCUUCAUUGAGUUUCACGGUGGAGAACACUACCUUUGUGGGUUUGGGCGGGGAGGGGGGCUAUGCUUUGCUAAAGAACUGAUAGAGAUGUACAUAAAACUAAUUCAAGUCUAUAAUCUUAAGAUUUUGUCACAGAAGAAGCAACUAAAUUUUGGGAACACAAUUUUAAUACAAUUACCCACUUGGAUACAACUCAAGCAAACUGUUUGAACCAUCUAGUGGAUGUUUAACCCUGUCAUUUGUCUGUUUGGAUAUAUUUAUAACCUGUACUUCACUAAUAGCCCUGUGACAUAACCAACAAUAUUCUGGGAAAUUGGAAAUAUGAGUUUAGAAAAAAGAGAUAAGAUAAUAAGGGAAAUAUUGAGAGAUUGGGUAGAAGUACUAAUAAAAGAGAAAGUGUUGCAGGAAGGAUGAAGAAAUCUACAAACACAUGGCUAUAAUCUCUAAAUUAGGAUAAACAAUGAUAUAAACCAUGAAAUAUUAUCAGAAAAGAAGGUGUCUUGUCAGUUGAUUUCCAAGUUAAUGUAUGUUUUCAUGUCUAAAGUGCUCAAAAUUGCUCAUUUAUUUUUAAAUUGUGUUAUCCUUGACUUUUCUUAAUAGAUGACUUUAUGCAUUUGUAUCAUAUGACUGCACUGAACUUGUAUUAAAUCAUGGCGGGGAUAAAAAAAAAAGUACUCCAGGGUGUGAUCUCUACCAUUAAGUUGCUUGUAAUCUAUAAGAAGAUGCUCAUGGACAAACUGGUCACACAAUGAAACGCAAAAGGUGAUUCAUGGUAAUUUGUAUACUUGAGAACUAUGAGCCUUGAUACUAGAUUGUCGUUUUGUAAAGGAAAUGAACUUCAGGUACCUUGAAGAAGAUGUUGGAUCUACCCAGCACUCUGCAGACCUUAACUCUGAGUGAAAGACUCAUGAAGAAAGAGAGACAUCACUCAGUCUGCCCUCCACCUUCUCACUUCUUGUCUCGCUUCAUUUUGCAUUCUCCUAAGUAUCAAAUAAAUACCCCUGACAGAGGCUCUGCUUCCAGAGUGUCAAGAGUACAGGCAUGGGCAACCUCACAAUGAAUUUGAAUGCUCCCUUGCCUGUGAAUUCCCUCCCAGUAAUAUUAGCUUAUAGCCAACCACCCCUUAAAUAUUUCUAGGUAGCUUAAAUAUUAACAAAAGCCAUGCUCUCUUUUGGUAGCACAGGGAUUGUGUUCACAUCCUAGCUUGUCAAUAGAAAGAAAAAGAAAUACAUUUGAAUCAGAAAAAUGUUAGCACGCAUCCAUAAUAAUAAAACAUGGAUGAUUGCUAUCACAAGGAAGUAAAAGAUCCCACCCUAAGCCAUUUUCUUCUGGAAUUUUUGGGAUAUGCACACAAGCACACAAAGCCAGCCUGGCAUCUGCAUGAGUAAAAUACAUCAUCCAAUGCUUAGAGCAUUGCCUUCUUCCCUCUAUGAAUAAUUUAUUAGCAUUGUACCUGCUGUUUCCAAGUGCACAGUAAUGAUUUAUUUAUUAGUCUUAAAAACAGAUGCUCAUAACAAGACACAGGUUCUGUAAAAUAGGUAACUAGUUCUCACAGUUGGAAGAGUUAAGGGGAAAGUGAUGGGUUUAAAUCCUCAGGUGUAAGGAUGAAUAGAUGUUUUCUAUACAAACAGUACUGGUUUUGUUUUAUUCUCUCACAGAGAAAAUUCUCUUCUUGUGAGUUUUCUCUCAUGUCAACCCUGCCUCGUCUUCCUUAACGUUUGUUAUUUAAUUCUAUCCAGAGGAAUUCUGACUCAGACAGAAAAUAGAGCAUAGUCAUGUUGUCCAUUCAGGAUCUCAUAGAUUUUGUGUCCUAUGACUCAGUUAAUAGAUUCUCUCCAAAAUAAUAAAUGUUAUGUUGAGGAAGUAGCAUUGAGUUAUUUGCUUUUAAAUGCAUUAUUAAUUAUCCACAGUUUUCAGCAUGUGGAAAGUUCUGUGAAUCAAUGACUACAGGUAACAGUGUCUUGGAAUAUGUGAUAACUUUUAUUUCUACUGUUUUGUGUCUGCCUUGCUGUCUGCUGAAAUUGCUACUUACAUUUUUACCUGCUGGAACUUUAAAAGCAAGGUGAUCUGAAUUCAUCUGCUAUUUCUGUCAUACGCAUUGUGUGUCCUACAUAGGGAACUGGCUUGUGGGAAGAGGUGAAUAUGGCAGGCCACAAUCACUUUCUUCUUGCAUCUGCCGCUACAUCUAAAAUUGGGGGUACCUGCUACCUAGCCAUGUUUCUGCCUGAGAGCCUCUCCUCUCCUAUAAACACGAUGUUUUCCUCUGGCCUCUCCUUUGUAAUCAUUCCAGCCAACAGCUUCGAGGGAACAUACAGGAGACUAGGUGGGCAAUCAAUUAAAUCUAUCUGGAAACGAGCUGACCCUGAAACCCUCCCACUUACAAGCAAAACCAACUGGAAUGUGCUGAGAACUGUUUUGGAUGGAUUUGGGUCUGAGACAUGUGACUGUGUCCACAAAUGUGCCGCCCUCAUUCCUCAAGGAACCAAUCCUGAAUGCACAAAACUGCGGGUGGAUCAAGAAGCUAUUAUAAAUGAAAUAAACUUUAGUGGCUUGUAAAGAGUGCUUAAUGGCAUCUGUUAGUGUGUUUAAUAUCUGUGUGUUCAGCAUAGAGCCAUCGUCAUUGUGUUAUUCAAUUUACAGCUUCGUCGUUACCGCCUCCCAGGUGAAACCGUUAACUCACUCAGCACAUUGAACACUAGGAAACACUAUGGGUUAAGGUGGUAUGAAACUAAGCCAGCCUUGCAAGGCAAUACCGGAAAAAAAAGUCAGAAUGCAAUAAAGAAAUGUCGUUGUUACAGGUGACUACUUCAUGCUGUCUGGAUCCUUGUUUAUUAAUUGGGUACAGAAGCUAUUCUUGCAUCUUGUCGUGGUCAGGCAGUAUGAUGCCAACACCAUCCAGGACAGAAGUUUUAAAAGGCAAGUUGUUUUUAAAUGGUAUAGUGAUCUGGUAGGCGGCAUUUAAAAAAAAAAAAAACUCUAUAUAGUGAAUGCCUAUCUAUUCUUACUAUCUAAAGAGAAAAAUAAAAUAAAAUUUCCUUUUUCUGCUGGACCAAGAUUAUUUUCAAAGGCAGUAUAGCACACCAGCACACAGUAUCCCUCUGGUACAAAACUGACGAGAGAAAGGAAAAUGUGAUCCUUCUAGAAUCUUCUAAAACAACAGAAACAAUAAGUAAUGUUUUUAAGGUGGAACGCCACUGUGUGAGUUAUAUCUAGGUUUUCUCUAAAAGAUAAUUUUGGCCAGACCUAAAAGACUCAAAGUUUCUCUACGCAGCCUCGAUCAUAAACUUUGCUUCAGCUGUGGCAGCUUGGAUUCAUUACCACUUAGUGGUAGCACUAUUUAAACAUGAAUAUUCCUGAUAUGAAAAGCUAUUAUAAAUAUAUACAGAUUUAUAUAAAGGUUGAUGACUAUAAUGCUUUUUUAUACUAGAAAAACCAUGUGAACAGAAAAUCAAUCUGAUGAAUGCUGUUAAUCAUUUUAACUUUUUUAUUAGGUAUAAAAUGUUCAUACAAAUAUUCUCUCUAUAACUUACCAGAAUUUAUCAGCUUGUAUAAUUUUUAUAAGCAGAAGAGUCUGGUUUUCUAAUUAAAGUUUUGUCAAAGAAAA
Messenger RNA from Peromyscus maniculatus bairdii (prairie deer mouse), 22841 nucleotides. RefSeq names its product patched domain containing 4 (gene Ptchd4). Gene Ontology annotation, cellular component: membrane. NCBI's taxonomy places the organism in Eukaryota, Metazoa, Chordata, Mammalia, Rodentia, Cricetidae. The record is from RefSeq and is a predicted model, not a curated record.